GCUGGUAAGGGGCGAGUUGGCCAGGGGGCGAGUUGACCUACAAUCGAAUUUCCCAUACCCAAUCUGGACGGCACCAGUCCACUAUUAUAUGCAGUGAGUGCAGUCUGGACACCGGACCAGUGAAGUGAAUCAAGAUGACAGCCAUUCGGCACACCCUCCAGAGGGAUGUGUUUCUUCCAAAUGAUGAGAGGCUCAUUGGCUUUGUUCAUGUCACCAAGACCGGCAAGAGGAAGAAAGUCAGCUUUCUCUGUGCCACAGUAACAACCGACGUCCCUGCUCAAGUGUCAGUUCACAAAGUAAAGAAGGUGGAUAAGGACACCUACAAGAAGCGUCAGUCCUGGAACCUGGCUGAACUGAGAACAGUGGACGGCAAAGAUUCCUGCAUUGAUAUUCCAGAUUUUGAUUUACAUUUUGAUAAAUGCUAUAAGUGGAUAGCAAGCAAUCCUACUGAGAAGAAGUCCUUCAUUGAAACAUUGUGGAAACUCACACAGCGAUACCUAAAGCAGCUCAAGAAGCCUGACUUUGUGAAUGUUAACGAGUCACUCCUGGAAGAGUUUACCCCAGUUGGUGAUCAGUCGCGAGCCCAACACUCUGAGGAUGAUUUAGGUACAGGAGAUGACUACCAGGUUCUAGCAGCCAGGGAGGAAGCAGAUUUGGAACGGAUGAUGGCAGAGUGCGAGUUUGCCAUCGGUAAUGCUGAAGCAUUUGUGGAACGGCUAGCCAAUGAUCUGUCCGUCCUUGAUGGGGCCAAUAUCCAUUCCAUCAUCGAGUCCCAGCAGGAGGUUGCCCGUCUCAUGCAUGUUCUUGAUGAGUCUCUCCGGGAAGUCAAUAAACUAGAAUCUGACCUUGAUGAGUAUGACCGAAUGCUAGAGGGGGUGCGCGUCCACAUGGAGAUCAUGGAACAGAAGGACUCCAUGAUCCAGAUACAGAGCCAGAACCACUCUAAGCUGAUUGAUCAACUCCGAAACAUCAUCGGCCAAUUAGACUUGCCUCAUCAAUGUAAGAUGGCACUGAUUGACAGUGACCUGGGCACGCCCAAGGGCAUCUUAGAUUGUACAGAUGCCACCAAGUAUCUGCAGGAGAAAAUGGAGGCAGAGUUGCACCCAGGACUAGGUAAACUGACGGCAGUAAUUGAGCAGAAAGACCUGCUUACCAACUUCCAGGAGAAGUUUGCUCAGCGAUUUGCCAUUCAUCUCAACAACAUCUUUGUGCAGCAGGGCAACAUGACGGGGGCAGAUACCUUAACCUACCAGACAGCCCGUCUAGCCCUGCCCAAGCAUCAUAACUUCCAUCGAGAUCUGAUUCCGUACCCAGAACUCAUGCAGUGGCUCAAGAAGGCAGAUUACACCAGCUUCAAGCUUCUAUCAAAGAAUUACACCAAAUCCCUGCACAAACUCUACAGCCAUGAAAUCAGCGAGUUCUUUGAGCAUGCGAAACAGGCCUUGAUCAGCAAGACCAGAAGCAUGCUGGACCCCAAGAAAUUUGGCUUUGGGGGCCGAGGUCAACUGCAGGGGUCAACUGGAGACCUCUCUAAGGCAGGGCUAAAGGGAAAAGGUCAAGAGUCUCAAGGGUCAGAAGGCGAGUUGACAGACAGGCAGCGAUUUGAUAUGGUCUUCACCCAGAUACUGAACGAAAUUGCUCCCAUGUGUCAAGCAGAGCAAGAUUUCUGUGCCAAGUUCUUUGGUCUUGAUUCAGAUACAGAUUAUGUGAGUGCUUCAGGCUCACGUCACGCAGAGCAUGGCAGUGCCCCGGGUGGAAAGGACUUUGUAAUGGAGGAACUAAUGGGGACUAUCGACUCCACACCAGGAAAACAGAAGAAAGAGGACAAGAAAAUGGCAUUACUUCCAAACAGUGAAAUGAGGGAAGUGAUGACAGAUCUCUUCCAGACUCUGGAACCAGAACUCAAGAAUUUCAUCGCUUUUGCUGAAAGAAUGGACAACUUUUUUUCAGUUUAUAUGCUGGUACGCAUCGGCUACCAAGUGAUGGCUUCACCUAACAAACAGUCCAGUUCCUACCUAAGAAUGGUCCUGGCAAACUGUCUGAUUGAAGUCAAGAGAAACUUUGACAAAUACAUCGAUGGCAUUGUAACAUCAAUAAGAGAAACUAAGAUAUCCAGAAAGAGCAAGUGUGGAAUCCUGCCAUUUGUGAAGGAAUUUGAGUGGUUUGCUGAGCAAGCAGAGACGGUCUUUAAAGGGUCAGAUCGCCGUGGUGACCUGGACAAGGCCUACUCAAAGCUGAUCCAAGCGCAUUUCAGUGCCAUCCACAAAAUUGCCUUAGAGCAUCAGAAAACACCCAGUGAUGUUGUCAUAUUUGAAAACUUUCAUCACAUCCAUGGAACUUUGUCAAGGUUGAAGAUAACUUGUCUGGAGGCUGAACGCAAGGAAGCAAAACAGAAAUACAAUGACCACCUGCAAGCAUACAUACGAGCCUCCCUAGGACGACCCAUGGAUAAACUCAACCAAUUCUUUGAAGGUAUCCAGGUACUGGUGUCACAGGGAGUUAAGGAAGAGGAGAUGGGGUACCAGAUGGCAUUCAAUAAGCAGGAGUUACGCAAAGUCAUCAGGGAAUACCCUGGGAAAGAGGUGAGACGAGGACUUGACAACCUGUACAAAAAGAUGGAGAAGACACUGUGUGAAGAGGAAAACUUGAUGCAGGUGGCCUGGCACUUGAUGCAAGAGGAAUUCAUUCGCCAGUACAAACACUUUGAGGGCCUGAUCAAUCGUUGCUACCCUGGCGCCAAUGUCACCUUGGAAUUUAAAGUGGAAGAUCUGCUUCAGUUCUUCUCAGAGAUCGCUCAGUCCCACUGAGGAGCAUACGCAUCCGUUGGUAACCCCUCCCUAGUUUACUGUUUGUUGCUUGAAGGAAAUUUUGAUCAAGGAUGGGAGGUUCGUUGAGAGGUUUAUUGUGACUGACAGUGGCAAUUGUGGAAUAUCUCACUGAGAGAAAGUAUUUUGAGAAUUUUAAACAGAACAUUGUUACAAACCAGAGUAUGAAAUAAUGGAAUCUUUGUCACUUUAUGUUCUUAAGUUUCCCGAACCACCCCUUAGCUUGAACUGUGUAUGUUUAUGUACUGGUACCAAAAGGUGCAGGUCACAAAAACCCAGAUUUUGGUGAUGAAGUGUGGCGCCAGGAUGCAAAAUUUCUUUUGGCAUAAAACGCUGGAGAAACCCAUGUUCCGUCUCUUAAUUGACCAUCAGACAACAUUUCAGUGCAGGAAUACGUCCCCAAAAAGUGUGAUUUGCUUGUUAAAUCUUGUGAGUUCGGGUCAUUUUAAAGCCUCACAAUGAUCCAGUGGCAUCCUUUACUUCUUUACUGCAGAAAUAAUCCUGAACUUUUGCCAAAUUUCUCGUUUUGAGGGUCUAAUAUCAUAGGGAUCGUUCAGAAUCCGAGAUUACUUUCGGGGGUGUUAUCCUGUUAAAUCCAUCACUUUUUUAACCUUUGGAGGCAGAAGCGGGAUUUCGAUGGUUCCCCACUUACCGUACACAGAGUUUCAUGGGCAAGGAAGGUCACCAGAGGUCAAUAAGAACUGUCGUUUUGCAUGAUGACUUUCUUGCCUGUCACGAGCACGCAUAUGACUGUAGACCUAGUCUUGGACACUGACUGCAGGCUUAGCGUUUGGCGCUAGACAGUACCUCAGUGGGUUCUCCAUGUCUUCCCAAUUUAAUAGUUGUCUUGAUCAUUCAAUGCACAAUGUACAUGUACACACCGGAGGGGAUCGACGUAGGCCGUACAAAAAAAGGAAAACUAUGUCACCAAAAACACCCUGAAUCUAGAAGAUUUAGUGCUAUAUCUUAAGUAUACCCGUACUACAUUUAUUGCAGCGGUUUUUACCCAUUGGAAAGGAAUUGCUAGGUAUUACAAUUUGUUUGUAAAUAUUUCAUAUUGGUCAGACGGAGGGCGAUGGUUUAAAAAGCCAUCAUCAUUGCCCUUGCGUCAUCUACCCUGAUCGAAAAAUGAAGAAUGCAUGUUCAUAUGCAUGUUAAAGAAUACACUUUUAUCGCAUAAUAUUGAAGAGUAGCAGGAGUUCAAUUAAUAUGUAAUUAUGCUCGAUUUCAAAUGUAUUUUAUUUAAUGAAAACAUCAGCGUUGUCUUUAUUGAAUGUUUAUAAAUUUUGAUUUCGGUUUAAGACUUUUGGGCAGUUAAAAACGGUCCACAUGUUUUAAAUGAAAAAAGUGUGACCAGUGAGAGAUGUGUCUUACUGAAAGUAAAUUGUAGUAUGCGAGUAGUGCUGAAAAAAAUUGAAUCAUCGCAAAGAACGAUCAUCACAUUUACGGUCCUGUAAAUGUAACAACCGUUUGCAAAAGAUAAUCAUUUUUGAUUGUCUACUGUGCAAGCAUGGUGUGGUGUUCUUCUGAAGUGCCAUUUUUCAAGAACACAUAUUGUACAUGAAAGGAGUCGCAUGUUUGAAGUUUAAUUGCAACUAGAAAUCAGAGUGAAAUACAGCAAAUAUCCUUUAAAUUUUUGAUGGUAAAACUGCCUUGUUUUAAAGCCUCUUGUCCAGAAGUUGAGUCAUGUUGAUGAGCUCUCUGGUUCACACACACGCUUUUGUCAUGAUUACCAAAGUGCAUAUUACAUGUAAAUGUUAAGUGUUUUGCAAAUGCUGCGCAGUGGACGCAGUCGGUCGUCAUCAUUGGCGUCAGUAGUAUUAUGGUUUUCCCAUAGUGCACUGUCCUCGCACUCGUCGUUGUAAAUUUCAUCGCUUUCUUCCCACAUUUUUGCCCCUGCCGCUUUCUCCCUGACCAAUCCAAUUUUCGGCAGUCUUUCUCCUUUGUCUCACCUCACUGCAGACGGUAAAUAGAGGUAUCUCGGUUGCCAUGGCGAUAGUCUCCAGUGAACUUAUCUUGAGAGGCGAUCAGUUCCCCUCAAGCACUUAUGCAACAUACACACACACACUGAGAAAUGUUUGUGUUUUAUAGUCAGCUUCAUUCAUCUGUGAAAAAAACAAGGUAUAUAAUUUCUGGUCACUGGUGUUGCUUUGCAUAUUGAAAAUGGACAGACUAAUGGAAUAAAUAAAUAAAUACCAUCUUGCCAGGAUGAUUUUUUUGUGCAGAAUGCAGUUUGUGGUCGUGGGUUUGCCUACUGCUGUUCGAUCGUUGAAACAAAUUUCUCCAUAGAACUUAAAUAAAUACCAUCUUGCCAAGACGAUUUUUUUGCGCAGAAUGCAGUUUGUGGUCGUGGGUUUGCCUACUGCUGUUCGAUCGUUGAAACAAAUUUCUCCAUAGAACUUUUACUGCUGUUCGAUCUUUUUACUGCUGUUCGAUCGUUGAAACAAAUUUCUCCAUAGAACUUACGUUCAUGGUGAGUCAAAUACAUGUGAAAUAAUUGCUUCACUUUUUUUUUUGCCUUUGUAACGUGUUUAAGCAUACGUUUGCCUCCAGUUGUUUUCAGGUGAACGCUUUGUUGUAACUGUUCCUAUGUGAUUUUUUUUACAUGUGUUUUUGUUCGUGCUUAAUUAUUUCGCUAUCAAUUUACCAGGCUUUCGCCCUGAAGUUAGAUUUAUAAGCGUCAUCCUUAACUUGAAAACAGUUUUACAGACAUAGUGUAUUUUGCAAUCGCUUUUCUUUACGUGUGCUUAGAAAUUUCAGUCAAGUUAUUCAAUAGACUUGCUCACUUUCAAAAAUGAAAUGCCCGCCAAAGUGCAAAAAUGCGGGCAAAAGUAGUUCAGAAUCAUGAAAAGGAAAGAACAGUGAUGCAACCUCGAUGGCGUGUUCCGUUUUUUGCCCACUCUACGAAAUUGUGGACCGCCCCGUCGUGUUGACUCAUCCUGUACCCCUUAAACUGCACACCCCACACAUCAAGCCCAACAUUUGUUGUAGGCAUUUGCACGGACAAUAAAGUUUUUGUCAUUCAGAUACGUGGUUAUAACCUGUAUUUUCUACAGGUGGAGGUAGCCUUCUCGCUUGAGUGAGCUUUGUGAACGGUUAGUUCUCCGCGGUUCCCUAUUGUCCUGCUGUUUGUCAUUCAAAUGAAGUUAUUCUGUUCGAAAGCCCUACGGUAAAUUUCGUAAGCAUGAUUCAUUGACAGCUUUGGAUCCACCCAGAAUUGGUGCAUCUACGGAUCGGCUUCGUACACAAGCGCUGCGUUUUGGAGAAAGUUAUUACUUGUUGAACUUUGCCUCACGUGUGCAACUGCCAUGGAUCUGACAACCCAAAGUGUCUUUCGUGAAGAACUUGGCCCGGAAGGUGAGAUGAUCGGGCCAGGCCCGUGUCUGGACAAUGUGUGGGGCCCUUUGAAUCUAACACCGCACGAUGCUGGGAUUUUUUCUCUCGUCAUGGUGAUCGCGCUAGGUGUUGUUGGUUUAGUAUGCAUACUGGUGAUCGCCGUUGCCUGUGGGUACGCAGCCCAGGUCAGUACACUCCGACGGAAACUCAGAGACUUGGAAAUGGGGCAAAAAUCGAAGAAGAAUGGAGGUCCUGGUGCCAUGGUGUAUUCGGAGCUGAACGAGGUAGACUUGCCUCCCCCUCCACCUGAAACGCCCCUCCCGGGCCCUCCUGAUGUCAACGACAACGAGUCUGACGUCAAGCCACCUGUACUGGACAGUCCAUCAUCGUCCGUGGUAGCUGCAGCAGAGGUGACGGGGGCGGGCGUGGAUAACGAGGGUUACAACGACGAGGCAAUUGAUGAGGCUUUGAAUGACAUGGAUGCGGCUGUGGAUGUGCCGGAUACGCCAUCUAUUAAUGCAGAGAAUGGGGAGACAGAUAACAAGCCUACUGGAGAUGAGGCGAUAGAAGCACCUGAAAAUCCAGAGACAUCAGCCGAGGCUCCUGAGGUACCAGCUGAUGAGGCAUCACCAGCCGAAGCUCCUGAGGUACCAGCUGAUGAGGCAUCACCAGCCGAGGCUCCUGAAUUACCAGCUGAUGAGGCAUCACCAGCAGGAGAGGACUAAUCCUAAUAGUUCGCCAUGUUGGGUCAUUCAGUGAACGACCGUCCGGAACCGUAUUGUGGCAUUUACUAAGUACAUUUUCAUGUGCUCAUCUAUUUUUCGCAUUUCCUGUUGAUAUCUCUAUCUUCUAUCGAAUACCGUUUUGGAAUCAUCUUAAUUCGGUCGUUGUUCGCAUGGUACAUACCCCAAACGUACUAAAGAUUAGACCUUGACUCUUGCUCAGUUGUAGUACAGUGUCUAUUGUAUUUCACAUUCCAGUACCCAUUUGUUGAAUUUAUUAUGCCGAAACAACUUAAAUGUAUGUUACAAAUUCAAAUGAAUGUAAAGCCCUCUUCCACAAAAUGCCACAGUAGUGUUCGUCUGCUUUCAGAGAAGGGAAAUAGUUAUGUCAUCGAUCCAACGACAACAGCUAACCGGCAUCUUAGUUUUAAUCACCUUUCACCUUUAAUCACCUUUUGCUUCACUCAUUCUCGAAACUUGUCAAUCAGCGAAUACAUGUAGUAUUGAGCACCCACUGUUUUACCUCAGGGCUACGUUGACAUAUGCAUACGUUUUUCCUCUGCGUACACCUAUAUACCUCGAGUCUAUCUGUGUCUGAAGUGUAGACACGAAUUCAGAAUAGAGAAACGUUUUAAUUUUGUUGGGAAAUAUUUGAUUUUAGAUUCUAAAAUGGUAAAAUAAUGCCUGUGUACUGCAUUAUCAAAGUGCUGUGCUAGGGUAAUGGAUAUGGUAUUCAUGCCGUGAGUGCAUGUUAAGUAUUCUCCAAGUAUCAGUGUAACCCGUGGCAUUCAAGGUGAUGAUACAAAAUACUAACUCCCUGGCGGCAGAUAAUCUCAUUAUAUUACACGGAGUGGUAUGUCUCCGCUUCACGUGGUACCAAAUUGUCAAAACAAGGCUUGGAAUGCUUUGCAAAGAGAUAUUGAAAAACAAAAUGCCAAAGGGAUUGCAAUGGGACAUUCUUUGGAUUGCGAAUUUAAAGUUGCAGAUGAUUUCAGUGGCAAUACAGAAAUCAAGAUCAAAAUAAAGGAGGUGAUUUUAAAGUGUUGACUCAUUGAUAUGCGACAUCUCGUGUCGUUCAUGAAUUUAAAAAUCAUCAAAAAAAA
Messenger RNA from Acanthaster planci (crown-of-thorns starfish), 7986 nucleotides. RefSeq names its product exocyst complex component 1 (gene exoc1). Gene Ontology annotation, cellular component: plasma membrane; exocyst. Gene Ontology annotation, biological process: exocytosis; Golgi to plasma membrane transport. NCBI's taxonomy places the organism in Eukaryota, Metazoa, Echinodermata, Asteroidea, Valvatida, Acanthasteridae. The record is from RefSeq and is a predicted model, not a curated record. Gene Ontology annotation, molecular function: phosphatidylinositol-4,5-bisphosphate binding.